This is a messenger RNA of Cucumis sativus (cucumber), 740 nucleotides long. RefSeq names its product vacuolar protein sorting-associated protein 55 homolog. The transcript is spliced from 5 exons. The record is from RefSeq and is a predicted model, not a curated record. The coding region runs from base 195 to 536 and encodes 113 amino acids. Gene Ontology annotation, cellular component: endosome. Gene Ontology annotation, biological process: late endosome to vacuole transport via multivesicular body sorting pathway. Lineage: Eukaryota; Viridiplantae; Streptophyta; Magnoliopsida; Cucurbitales; Cucurbitaceae.
GCCACAUUCUAUUAAUAAGCCUUCAAGUAUACCAAAAGUAUCCCAGAGAAAGGGAAAGAAAACUAUACGGCCACAGCUUAAAUCUUGCCUUCUUCGUCGCGAUUGAGGGCAAGAAUCAUCACGCAUCACUGCGCCAGGAACUUCAAGCUUGUUACAAUGACGAUGACAUUGGAAGGUUAGCUGGGCUUGCGUUUAUGUUUUCAUCUAGCAUCUUGCUACAGAUUCUGGCUUGUGCACUAUACAACAAUUGGUGGCCUUUGUUAUCAGCUUUGAUGUAUGUGCUUGUUCCAAUGCCUUGUUUAUUUUUUGGAGGUGGGUCCACACAGUUUCUGAUUAGCCGAGAUGGUGGAGGAUGGAUAGGUGCUGCUAAGUUCUUGACGGGCGCCUCAACUGUCGGCAGUUUGGCAAUUCCUAUUAUCCUGAGGCAUGCUCAUAUGAUCGACACAGGAGCCAUGUUCAUAGAAUUCGUUUCCUUCUUCAUAUUUGUUUGCACCGUGUUGUGCUUCCACCGUGUUAGCCUUGAAGAUGAUUGGUGAUAAUUCCAGACGAAUAUAGUGAAGCAGAUUUGAGUGCUGAUGAUUACAAAACCUUCCUUUGUUAAAUUUUAAUCCUCGUCUUUUGAACACACUCGAUACGAGACAUUGUAUAACAAGAAGAUACUUGUGCAGGAGGAAAGAAACCGAGUUCCAAGUUUUCUCAUAUGUAAAUCAAUUUAAUGUAUGAUAAUAGUUAUUUUCUUA